UUGAUCUGUGGCUCUCAACGCUUCUAUUGAUCUCACAGAUUAAAUACCGUUUGGUUUUCUCUGUUGUCCAUUGCAUUUUUUACUGAAUGCAAACUUCGUCAUGUUUAUCAGAGCAACUUCUCUCCUCUACUUUGUGGUGUCACUGUCAAAACUUGUUCGUUGCAUGGAAAGUGAACUUUGCUUCCCGAUUAGACUGGAUAACCACCAGCAUGACAGGGGAGAUUUUGACAACGACGUGGAUAUCCUUAAUGGAAAAAGUGUCCUAAAAAUACAAGCUUUCCAGCAGGAGUUAGUGAUCGAUUUACACCAAGACUUUAAAUUCAUUGCCCCCUCCAUUUCUAACCAAGACGCAUUCUGGCUGCCCAAAACCGAUGUCACCACUGACUUGAGCCGGUGUUUUUACUCCGGGUACGUGAAUGGUGACCGCUAUUCUUAUGCAGCUUUGAGCCUCUGUAAAGGUUUACAAGGUGCGUUUGGCUACCAAGGCUGGGAAUAUUUUAUCAGCCCGGCCCAAAAUGACACCAAAAGCGCGGAAAGUGCGCACGUCAUCCGGCGCAGAACCAGCAACAACCUGAACCUCAAUACAACCUCUAGGUGCGCAGUGAACAGCGACAUAAGUCUCCAGGUUGCGCAAUCGCUGGAGAAAUACAAGCAACUAAAAGAUUACAGCAAUGUGACCGAGACCAUGCUGAAGAGGAUGGGGAGAGCUAAAAGGUUCGCUUCAGUUCCCAGAUACGUGGAGACACUUGUAGUAGCGGACGAGUCCAUGGCUUUGUUCCAUGGAGAUGACCUAAAACACUACCUCUUGACAUUGAUGUCAGUGGCAGCGAGGCUCUACAAACACCCCAGCAUUCUCAACUCCAUCAGCAUAACAGUUGUGAAGAUCGUGAUUAUAUCGGAGGCGGACAAAGGACCCAAGGUGUCCGGGAACGCAGCCAUGACGCUGCGGAACUUUUGCACCUGGCAAAAAAAGAUGAACAAAAACAACGACAAACAUGCAGACUACUGGGACACAGCAAUCCUGUUCACCAGACAGGAUCUAUGUGGAGCCUCCACCUGUGACACUCUUGGCAUGGCUGAUGUUGGCACUAUGUGUGACCCCAAGAGGAGCUGCUCUGUGAUAGAAGAUGAUGGCCUACCAUCAGCUUUCACCACAGCUCAUGAGCUUGGGCAUGUGUUCAACAUGCCGCACGACAACGUGAAGGCCUGUGAGGAUGUGUUUGGAAAACUGCAGGACAACCAUAUGAUGUCCCCCACACUCAUUCAGAUCAAACGUACCAGCCCCUGGUCUCCCUGCAGUGCUGCCAUCAUCACUGAAUUUCUGGACAGUGGGCAUGGGGAGUGUUUGCUCGACCAGCCUCAAAAACCGAUGGUCCUCCCUGACGUGCUGCCAGGAACAUCCUACAUGCUUGAACGUCAGUGUGAGCUCGCUUUCGGUGAAAACUCCAAGCCCUGUCCCUUCACGCAGCCAUGUGCUCGUCUGUGGUGCACUGGAAAGUCCAAUGGCCAUCUGGUGUGUAUGACCCGGCACUUCCCAUGGGCAGACGGCACUCCCUGCGGAGACGGACAGGUCUGCGACCGAGGGGUCUGCGCUGACAAACAGGUCCAACCUGUGAGGGUGGACGGCCGCUGGGGCAAGUGGGGGCCAUUUGGUUCCUGCUCACGCACAUGUGGAGGUGGUGUCCAGCUGUCUAAAAGGGAGUGUAACAACCCAGUUCCGUCAAAUGGGGGUAAAUACUGCCAAGGGGUUCGGGUCAAAUACCGCUCCUGCAACCUGAACCGCUGCCCUGACACAGGUAAGACUUAUCGGGAAGAGCAGUGUGAGACCAGCGGCCUCAGUUUCAACAGUAACCGUAUUGCCCCCUCAGUGGUGUGGGUACCCAAGUACUCUGGAGUGAGCACAGAUGACAGAUGUAAACUCAUUUGUAGGGCAAAUGGCACCGGCUACUUCUAUGUCCUGGCACCCAAGGUUGUGGAUGGCACUCCAUGCUCCCCAGACUCCACAGGUGUGUGUGUACAAGGGAAGUGCAUCAAAGCUGGUUGUGAUGGGAAAAUUGGCUCCACCAAGAAGUUUGAUAAGUGUGGAAUCUGUGGCGGUGAUAACAAGGGCUGCAAGAAAGUGUCAGGACUCUUUACAAAGCCUAUGCAUGGAUACAACUUUGUGGUCAUGUUACCAGUGGGCGCAGCCAACAUAGAUGUCCGUCAGCGAGGCUACAAGGGAAUUAGGAAUGAUGACAACUACUUGGCCGUAAAGAACAGCGAGGGUCAUUACCUGCUCAAUGGGAACUUCAUUGUGUCGGCUGGGGAGAGGGACAUCGCUGUAAAGAACAGCUUGCUGCGCUACAGUGGCACAGCUGGCCUCUCUGAGACCCUUCAGGCUGUAAAACCCUUGGGAGAAGCCCUCACUGUGGAGGUGCUGUGUGCGGGCAAGAUGACGCCUCCUCGCAUCCGUUACUCCUUUUACCUCGCCCGUCAGACCAAGGAGGACAAGACUCUGAAGAAAGAGGGGCGUGUAAACUCCCAUAACAGUGUUCUGGCUGAGGAUGGUGUAAAAGAGAAGGGAGGUGACACCCUGAAGAAGUCUUAUAGCAAGGAGGAUCCUGUUCUUGGGAAAUGGAUAUCCACAAACUGGGACGCAUGCUCGGCCACAUGCGGCAAUGGGAUCCAGAGGAGGAUGGUGCAGUGUCUGCGACCGGACGGGAAGCCAGGGUUGGACUGCAAUUCUUCACAAAGGCCACCGGCUACAAGGGCUUGUGGAGACCCAUGUCCAGAGUGGCAUAUUGGGCAGUGGUCGCCUUGCUCCAGAACCUGUGGGAAGGGCUUCAAGAGACGACCGUUGCAGUGCAAAACCCAGAUUGGGCAACUGCUCCCGAGGGACCAUUGCAAAGGCUUACGCAAACCACAGGAGCUGGACUUCUGUAACCUAAGCCCUUGCUAGUGACUAAAAGCAAACAACAAACUAAAUAAACUACAAAUCUUUGUCACGUUUUAAAUGGACUAAACCGGAUCCUCCUGCAAGCAUCGC
Messenger RNA from Scomber japonicus (chub mackerel), 3025 nucleotides. It is a transcript of the gene adamts15a, whose product is annotated as ADAM metallopeptidase with thrombospondin type 1 motif, 15a. Gene Ontology annotation, molecular function: metalloendopeptidase activity; zinc ion binding. The transcript has 8 exons. The record is from RefSeq and is a predicted model, not a curated record. Gene Ontology annotation, biological process: proteolysis; extracellular matrix organization. Bases 101 to 2938 code for a protein of 945 amino acids. NCBI's taxonomy places the organism in Eukaryota, Metazoa, Chordata, Actinopteri, Scombriformes, Scombridae.